AUGACGGAUACACCAUAUCGCCAGCAAUUUCAAGACUUCGCUGCACAAUUUCCUCACGAGCUGUUACUUGAAGAGGGCAUUCCUAGAGCAGGAGACGGCUCUCAACCUCCCCAACUAUUGCUGCUUCCGAAAUACCUGGAGUAUGACUGGUACCUCUCCCUAAUCAACUUAGAUUUGCAAAAUGCCCGUCCUCUAGACGAGUACUGGCACCACAUUGAACUACGCCUAGGAAAAUUUGACCUAUACCCAGAUUAUGCUGCACCAAUCACUUCAGAGCUUCCCAUACGCGCCCGAUUUCGAAUUCCCCGUGGUCUCAGAGAGAUGGGUAUGAUAGGCGCGAAACUUGUCGAAGCAUUCGAUCAUUGGGUAAAGCAAGAUCUAGCAGAUUCUGAAUACUCGUGGUCCAACAUGGAACCCUUGGACGUUAUUAAAAAGAUCGCACUGUCGGUUCUUUGGUUGAAGCCCGGCUCUAAGCUCUAUGGAUAUGAAUUGAACGCCAGAAAGGUUGAAGAGGCGCUAGUUAUUAGUCUUGAGAGGUUUCCAGAACCUGCGUCGGGUGCAAAGCCGACUGUUGUUGCUCAAUGGGUUACCCGUUGGAGGACUUCCAAGUGGGUUUUCAUACCACACUCUCCGGUUGUGAUUGCAAAGAAACUGGAAGCGAGUUUGAUGGCCAAUGGGUACGUUUGUGAUUGGGAAGUGUGA
This is a messenger RNA of Glarea lozoyensis ATCC 20868, 702 nucleotides long. RefSeq lists its product as uncharacterized. Bases 1 to 702 code for a protein of 233 amino acids. Lineage: Eukaryota; Fungi; Ascomycota; Leotiomycetes; Helotiales; Helotiaceae. The transcript has a single exon. The record is from RefSeq and is a predicted model, not a curated record.